AUGAAGACACUUUCGACUCUACUCAUAUAUGUGGCCGCAAUCACCAUUGCACAUGCCGCACCCACAGCCGACGCCAAAAACCGGGUAUCAGAAUCAAGUCUCAGAUCAGAAUACCAUACAUCUUGGGUAGAAGACGCAACACAACCUUGGCUUCGGAAGAGGGCCAGCGGGCAAGGGGAACCUUGUGAUCCUGGCAGAGGCGAGUGUGUGACGGGCCUUGGUUGUUAUGGGUGUGGUGGACACUCGCCAGUAUGUCAGCGUGGGCCUGGGUCGAAUCUGUGUUGCCAUCGAGAUAACCAAGCUUCGGUGGCCGUAUGCGACAGAACACAAGGCUGA
Molecule: messenger RNA, 336 nt
Organism: Colletotrichum orchidophilum
Lineage: Eukaryota; Fungi; Ascomycota; Sordariomycetes; Glomerellales; Glomerellaceae
Exons: 2
Coding region: 1-336 (111 amino acids)
Source: RefSeq, a predicted model, not a curated record